AUGUCUGGUGCUCGGAACAUUUCCAAUGCCCUACGAAGGGCUCGUUUACCUCGCCCUCGGGUCCACCUCCGACCGGUCCUUCCUCAAUCGCCUUUAACCCAUGCGACCGCCCUUCGGAGCUUUAGCUCAACACCGCUGCGUGCCAGCACCAAGGAGAUCAAAUAUACCAGCGAAGCGUACAACAUCCAGCGUGACCCAAAGUUCGCCGAGGUCACCGCCGACGAUGUGGCUUUCUUUAAGAGCCUUCUCGGCUCCGAGUCCGCCGUCGUGGAUGGUGUCACUGCCGACGCAACAGACGACAUCGAACCUUUCAACAGCGACUGGAUGCGCAAAUACCGGGGCCAUACCCGCCUUGUCUUGAAGCCUCAGUCCACCGAGGAGGUCAGCAAGGUGCUUAAAUACUGCAACGAGCGCAAACUGGCUGUCGUCCCCCAGGGUGGUAACACGGGGUUGGUCGGCGGUUCGGUCCCGGUCUUCGACGAGAUCGUGGUCAACACCUCGCGCAUGAACCAGAUCCGCUCCUUCGACCAGGCUUCGGGCGUCUUAGUCGCGGAUGCCGGGGUCAUUCUUGAAACCGCUGACUCGUACCUCGCUGAGCGCGGCCACCUUUUCCCCCUCGAUCUGGGAGCUAAGGGCUCAUGCCACAUUGGUGGUAAUGUCUCUACCAACGCGGGUGGUCUGCGUUUGCUUCGUUACGGUAGUUUGCAUGGUACGGUGCUUGGCCUUGAAGCGGUCCUGCCGGACGGGACCAUUGUCGACUCCCUUUCUACCCUACGCAAGAACAACACGGGUUACGAUCUCAAGCAGCUCUUCAUUGGCUCCGAGGGCACCAUUGGCUUGGUCACUGCAGUUUCCAUUUUGUGCCCGCCACGACCUAGGGCGGUGAAUGUCGCCUACUUUGGUCUGGAGAGCUUCGAGCACGUGCAAAAGGCAUACCUCGAGGCUAAGAACCAGUUGUCGGAGAUUCUGUCAGCCUUUGAGCUGAUGGACGGCCGCAGCCAGGGCCUUGUCCACACUUCUACUGGGAACAAGUAUCCACUGGAGGGCGAAUACCCCUUCUAUUGUCUGAUUGAGACCAGCGGUUCGAACGCUGAGCAUGAUAUGGCCAAGCUGGAGGCCUUCCUCGAGCAUGUCAUGGGCGAAGGCAUCGUUGCCGACGGCGUCUUGGCUCAGGACGAGACUCAGUUCCAGGCCCUCUGGCGCUGGCGGGAGGGUAUCACUGAGUCCCUCAGCCAUCUGGGCGGUACUUACAAGUACGAUGUCUCUAUUCCCCUUGCAGAGCUGUACCAGCUGGUGGAGGACUGCAAUUCGCGCCUUACUGAGAUGGGCUUUGUGGGCGAUGACGACUCCUUCCCCGUGCGUGCGGUCGUUGGCUACGGCCACAUGGGUGACUCUAACCUCCACUUGAAUGUUUCCGUGCGCCAGUAUAACAAAGAAGUCGAGAAGGCUAUCGAGCCUUGGGUGUAUGAGUGGAUCCAGAAGCGGAACGGUAGUAUCAGUGCCGAACAUGGGUUGGGUAUUGCCAAGCGGCAGUACAUUGGAUACAGCCAGAACGAGACCAUGGUGAACUUGAUGAAGCAGCUUAAGGGGCUCUAUGAUCCGAAUGGCAUCAUGAACCCAUACAAAUACAUCUAG
Molecule: messenger RNA, 1635 nt
Organism: Penicillium chermesinum
Lineage: Eukaryota; Fungi; Ascomycota; Eurotiomycetes; Eurotiales; Aspergillaceae
Product: FAD-binding oxidoreductase
Exons: 2
Coding region: 1-1635 (544 amino acids)
Cellular component (GO): mitochondrion
Molecular function (GO): catalytic activity; FAD binding
Source: RefSeq, a predicted model, not a curated record